Molecule: messenger RNA, 7204 nt
Organism: Physella acuta
Lineage: Eukaryota; Metazoa; Mollusca; Gastropoda; Physidae
Product: trinucleotide repeat-containing gene 6C protein
Biological process (GO): positive regulation of nuclear-transcribed mRNA poly(A) tail shortening; miRNA-mediated post-transcriptional gene silencing
Cellular component (GO): P-body; nucleoplasm
Molecular function (GO): protein binding; nucleic acid binding
Source: RefSeq, a predicted model, not a curated record
AACCUCAAGAUCCAGACUAAGGCUUGGUGAAUAUCAGCCAUUAUUAUGGCUCAUAAGAGUAGUUAAAAUUGUUUGAUUUUAAGAUUAGAUUUCGUUAUAAAAUGUCUUCUGACCGGUGCUAUGUAGAUAAUAUAUUGUGCAUGUAGUUCUAAUGAAGCAACAUCUGUGAUAUUUGCAUUUUCCAGGGUAGGGAAAGUCAUUUGAAUCAUUGAAUAGUACGGUUUAUUUCCUUUACAUAUUGAAACAUCUUCAUGUGUCUUGCUUACUUGUCUUAAGAUGCAGCAGCAAGUAUUGAAACGCAACGUAUCUUCAGAAUUGGGCUGGGGCAGUGAAGGAGGAGGAGGUUGGGGCCAGCAAAGUUCUGCUCCAGGCAGUGGAUCAUGGACAUCCACGGCCAACCAGGAUAACUCUAGUUCUACCUGGCAAGCUAUGGGUAAAUCUGACAGUGCAUCGGAUGCUGGGGAUGAUUCAUCUUCUGUUAAAUCCGGUUCAACUAUAACUAGCUUGAGCAAUAUUACUUCACAGUCACAAGAGAGCACAAAUACUAAUGCUGGAACAAUACAGUCCAGUUCUUCUAGUCUUUGGAGUGCUAGUAAUUCCACUCUGUCUGGCAUGGACUCAAAUCCAUGGGGAAACAGCAGCUCUCCAGCUCCUUCAAACAUAAGCUCAAUGGGGUGGACUAACCCAUCAAGUCUUUCUCUCUCCACAAGUCAAGGUCAUAAUAACAGUAAUCUACAAGGACCAGCCAUGAUUGGUGGCAGUUCUGCAUUUAAUGCUGCUGGUUCCAGUUCCAAUUCAGGUUGGCCAUCUAGUAUAACAAGCAAUGGGUUGUCAACUACAUCUAAUAUACCUCCUAAUAUAACUGGAGGAAACAUGUCAUCUCAUUGGCCAGGAAGUUCCAUGUUAGGUGGUAUAGGAGACUUUUCAAAAAAUUCUGAGUGGAAUAACCCUUCUACUCCAGUUGAAGGUGGGAACAAAGAUCUAGGAAGUACCAACUCAGACCCUAGAAUGUGGGGAUUGAGCUCUGAAAAGUCAGGGGAUGCUCAGUGGGAAAUCUCAAAAACUCAGUGGGGAAAUUCACCUCUAACUGCACAGGGUGACCAGGUUCCAAAUAGUGAACUAUCUUUUGCUCAGGCAACUUUGAAAGGUCUGAAAGUUCCACCUGUACCCAACACGCCACAAACUGCAGUUAAUUCUCGUCAAGAGGAAAUAUUGCGUGCAAUAGAAAAUCAUGAAGGCUGGGGUUCUCGUCCUAUUCGUCAGGAUACAAGCUGGGAUGUUGAAACUUCUCCUAAGUCGAACCGCAAGUUUUCUGCUGAUAGUAAUACUGGUGCUUCUAAUGUGUGGAACAAUAGUAAUGGUACAGCUAUUUGGGAAUCCGUUAGAGAAAAUCAAAACAGCAAUUAUGGAGGUGGUGGUGGUACUAGUGGAAAUACUUGGAGUGGUGAAAAAGAUCAAACAAGUUGGGCGGGGCCACCCAAAUCUGCUCAAGAUCCUAGCACAUGGAAUGUUGGAAAUGGCACAGAUCCGAAGGCAUUUGGUACAUGGGGAGCUGCAAGUGGUGCUGGAGAUGCAUCCAACAAAAUGUGGGGACAAAAAACUGAAGUUGGAUCUUGGGGAGAAGGUGGCGGAGUACAGCGUACUACAAGCAUUUCUUCUUGGGGUGAUGAUGGGGAUGCAGGUGGUUGGGAAGAUCAGAGAAGAAUUACUGGCAACAUCAGUAGUAUGCAAGGUUUAGUCCCACCAAGUCCAAGUAUGAAUACACCAUCAGUCAUUCCGAACAUGGUGCCUCAGAAUAUGGCAGGUCUUAAUGUUGCUGGCAUUGGGAGUGAAGUUACUCCUUGGAAUGAAAGUCAAAAGGCAGGUUGGAAUCCAACAAAUGUAGCAGCUAUAAAUCGCACCAAGCUGGAAGAACCCUGGAACAAACCACCACCUAAUAGAACAGGCUGGGGUGACCCCACUCAGGAUGGUGGAAAGGUUGAUGAUGGAACUAGCAUUUGGGCUGCCAAUGCACCUAAGCAGUUACCACCACAGGCCAAGCCGUCUGGAUGGGGUGAAACAGCACCUCCAGGCCAAUGGAAUGCUGCUAUUGGAACAAAGCCUAAAGCACCUGCUGGUUGGGAUGAAGCCUCUUGGGCAAUGGCACAGAGAGCCAAGUCAGGAAGAUACCCAGAUGAAGAUCCUUCCAGUUCUGUUGAGGUGGGAUAUUGGAAUGGUUUACCCCAAGAUAAUAAUACCUGGAACGACCCAGCUGCUUUGAGGAGUGUAAGGAAGAUAACUGGACAGCAAAUGCCACCUAAGUAUAUGGGAGGAAAUAGUAACCCACCAACUCAAAUGAGAGCUAAACUUCUCCAAGAGCUAAUGGACAUGGGAUUUCGGAAAGAAGAGGCCCAGAAUGCUCUAAUAACUAACAAUUUGAAUCUUAAGAUGGCUUUAAAUGAUUUAAAGUCAAGUAAUGGUGGUAUGGCAAGAAAGGAUCUAGAUAUGGAUGUAUUUCAAACAAAUGGUUCUCAGUCUAGAAUACCUUACAUGCAACCAGGUGGUAUCGGAACAGAUGAUUUGACAGAUAUGCGCCCAGAUCAAGUGCCUACAUUCAAUAAUUUGCAGAAUACUCAAUUUCCCAACUCUCCAAAUCAACCCUUCAUGCAAAACACGGCUAGUCUGCCACCGUCUAGUCUUAAUCCUAAUAGUUCCAGUAUUAAUCACAGCCUUCAACAGAAACUAGCGCAGAAAAUGCAGCAAAACUCUUUGGCCACAACAAUAGGCCCAAGAGGACAGUUGCCUCCAGUUGGAAGUGGGGGUAACAAUCAAGUACCACAGCAACAGCAGCAGCAGCAACAAAUACUUGCUCAGCUCCGCCAGGCAGUUAACAAUGGUUUUAUCUCUCCUCAAUUGCUUAACUAUCAGUUGCCUCACAAUAUACUGGUUCUUCUUCAACAGCUUUUGCAACUUCAAUCUGCUCUCCAAAAUAUGGUAACUAAACAGCAACAAAUGGUGCAGCAAGCAAGAGCAACUGGUGCAAGAAGUAACCCACAGUUGGAUCAAAUGCCCACUAUCAUUAAUAACAUAAAUCAGCAAAUAAUCAAUGUGCAAAAGCAACUCCAACAAGCUCAAAAUAAUCUUUUCAGCACAACUAAGCCACCUAACAUGUCUCAACCCCCAUCUGGUCUAAUGGCACAACAGUCAGGUCAGCAACCAAUGGUUAAUAUAGCUGAAAAUUUAGAUGCCCUUAGUUCUGAUCUUGCAAAUGUUGUAUUACAGUCACAGUCAAGACUAACGACUCAGUGGAAAGCACCAUCUGACUCAAAUACUCCAACUAUUGAAGGGGCAAUAGCUUCAGCAUCCUCAAACACAAGUGAUGAAAAUGGAGAAAAGAGUUCGGGAGGAAAAACUUUACUUCAGUCUUCUUCUUCACCCAAUCUUAACCUUAUACCUGGAGGUCUUGGAAUGACUGGGGAUAAAACUUGGUCAUCAAAUAUGUCUACUACAACCUCUUCAAAUUGGCCAUUGUCUUCCAGUGAUAACAGUACCAACUCUCAGUCUGAUUUGAAGGUUUCUUCAUCCAUUUUAACAGGAAUGCCAUCUGGUUUGACUGAUGUCAUUCCUGAAUUUAUCCCAGGAAAACCAUGGCAAGGCUUGACAAAGAAUGUAGAAGAUGAUCCCCAUGUAACACCUGGUAGCAUACAGAGGUCACUUUCUGUUAAUAGAGUUCAUGAUGACUCAUUAAAUAAUUUAGAUGGCCAUAAGCUGAAUUCAAGUAGCUCUUGGAGUUUCAAGAAUGAAAAUAGUUUAGGGUUAGGACAGUUAGGUAACCGUCCACCUCCAAUUGCACCUAAUAAAACAGGACAACAAUGGCAAUCAGGACCAUUUAAUAGACAGGCAUCUUGGCCUCAUUCUUCUAACUCUGCAUUUACAAAAGUUGGUGGAUCUAACUGGAAUGAAAGUAGAGGUGCCAUAAGUUCUUGGAUUGUGUUAAAAAAUUUAAAUCCAUCUAUGGAUUCUGCAACCAUUCGCUCUCUUUGCUCCUGUGGUGGGAAUGUAACCAGCUUCUACUAUAUGGGUCAAGUAGCUCUUGUGCAGUAUUCCAGCAGAGAUUCUGCUUAUUCAGCUCAGCAGAAGCUUCACAAUUUUCAAAUGGGAACAUCAGUUAUCACUGCAGAAUUUAUGGGAGAAGCUGAAGCGCAAAGAAUAGCUGCUCAGAUGCAGCCUCCUCAGCAAAGUGCUAUCCAAGCUAUAAAUCAAAGCCCCUGGUCACAAGCUCCUCCAUCUGGUCAUUUUACUGGUGGACGAGACCCAUGGGGUAGUUCCAUGCCAUCCAGCCAGCCAAAAUAUAGUUCCGGUGGAAUGGAUCCAUGGAAUUUGUGGGAUGUGUCUGAUCACAACUCCAACCCACUUCUUAAUAACAUUUUGGGUGGAGAAUCAAUGUAAAAAAAAAGAAUGUUUUUCAUCUUACCUUUAUAUAGUAAAUUAUUUUUAAAAACCCACACAACUAAAUCAAUAUAUUUGUACAUAAUAUGAAAAUGUACUGUUUUAUGAAAUGCUCCAAGUGAAUGCAAAUUAUUUUAUAAUGCUUAAUUUUUGUGUGUUGUAAUUGUUCAAUCAAUCUGCCACAUACAUGUGAUCUCUGUACCAUAAUUGUAUGCGGGUUAGGUAAAAUAAUAUGCGAUCAUUUUCUUGUAGUGUUCCUACUGUACAGUAGUUUUAACAUCACCUCAUUAAUGCAAACUGAGUGGAUAAAGAGCCAUAUCUCUUGCUAAGAUUUAUUUUUGUGUGCAUAUUGACUGGUACUAGUACUUGCAAUUACAAUACAGACUUGUGAAAUGUGUACUUACGGUCAAGGUUCCCAGUCUUUCAGAAUUCCUGUGGUCUUAUGUGGUGAUGGGAUGGCCACCCCUCAACAGUACUUGAUUAAAAUUAAGCCUUUUAGUGUUUUAAUAUCACAUUUUCACAUAAAAAUUACAAAUGCAUUGAACUCUUUAUUGUUAGAUAUUAUUUUCAUGCUUGUAUUUUGAUCAGAUAGUUUACUCAUGUGUAAUAGAUGUUUAUUUAAUACAACUAUACCUGCCAUUUAAUGUCAAAACAAUUCUAUUACUAUAUAUAUAUAUAUAUAAUGCACAAUGUUGUGCAGGUGUGUAUUGUGUAAUCAGCAACAUUUUUAAACACAUUUUUUAAAGGUUGAUUUUUUUCUUUUAAAUGUUAUUGAUACAUUUUAAAAAUUUAAAAAAUGUUUAAAAAAAAAAGUAAUUCUCCAAUGGCCUGUGAUACAUUGUCUCAGUGUGCCUGGUUAUGUCUGUAUGUCAUUAUAUUUAUGCACAUUUGUGCAUGUGAUUCUGCUUCCAUUAGUUCUGACACGAUGGCUACAAUUCCACUUGCCUGUUAUGCAACAUCUUAAUUGUUGUAAAAAUGUUAAGAAGUUAUAUAAUUGAACUUUGACUGCUGUAAUUAUUCAUAGAUGUAAUAAAUUUUAAAUAAUUGUGAGGCCUUUUUAUCAGGUUACUUAGCAGACAUUUUCCAAGAGUAGAUUUUUAGAGCAAUUAGCAUACCUAAGAUCUACAUUAAAAAAUCAAAGCUUUUAAGAUAAAAAAGAACAACAUUGCAGUGAUAUCUUGUAUUUGUGUGCAUAUCAUUUGGUUAACUAUUUAAAAAACUAUAUCAUUUGUCUCAACUUUUGCUAUUUUUCAUACUGUUGCAAGGGGGGAAAUCAAAGUUCCAUUAAUAUUCAUAUUUCAAAUUAAAAGAAAAUUCCUUCUGUACAUUUUACACAUCAGAUCACAAACAUUUUGAUUUACAAGUAAAUGUUUGUUUAAAAAAUUUCAUUGUUGAAACUUUUCCACAAGAUUGUUUCUGUAAUUAAAAUAUUAAUUUAAAACGAUUUGGCAAUGCAUAUUUCCAAUAAAAACCUGGAGGUGACUUGUACAUUAUCCAUCUAAAAUGCCACAUUGUAUGUUGUGUGCUCAAUAGAGCUUGGUGAUUGAUCCAUGCAGUGUUCCAAUGAGUAUUAAAUAUUGUCAUAAGAUAUACACAUGCUGCACAUAUCCUUUAACAUGCCUUCAUUUGUUGAUACUCAAUUUGUUCAUUACUAGAAAUUAAACUGGAAAUCUCUACCCUUCCCUUUAUUUUCUCUUACUAAGAUUCCCUCCUUAUCCAUCUCUUGAGCCAAGAACAUGCCAAGUUAUUGUAGAUCACUUUGAUAUGCAUUUUCAUUUCCUUAAAAGAUCAAUGCGAGUAAUUGAAGGAGAAACUGGUGGUGCUCACUUAAUGAUAGCAUUACAUAUCUACCUCUUUAGCAUUGAUAAACACGAAAUCCAACUUAAGAAAGCUUUGUGCUAACAGUAGCGUUAAGGGAAAUGUUUUUUAAUAGUGAUUUUUUUUUUAAAGUGGCCAUUAUUGUGUAAUAUGACACCUUUAUUUUUUGUAUAAAAAUUGUAAAUGAAAACUAGGGCAGUGAGAUUUUGUACAGUACCAGUGCACAAUUUUCAGCUUGUAUCUAUUGGUUUAAAAUGCAAUACUAGAUUGAAGUAUGUGUUAAAUUUAGCAUUUCUCUUUUCUUUCCAAACAUUCAAAACAUAUUUAUUGUGAACAAAAGCAUUUUCCCCCUGUGACCACUUAUUUUUGGUAUUCUUCAUAAUCAUGGCAGGAAUGUAAUCUAUGUAAUGAUAUUUAUGUGAAUGCUCAAUAAAUUAAUGUCAAAUUUGGUGCAAUCUUAGAUAAGCUUUUCACAAAAACAUAAAAGCUGAUUCAUAUAUGAUGAGCACUUAAUUUUCUAUGCAUGGUGCUGAUAUGCUCAUUUUAAAUUUCAAUUUUUACUUGCUAAUUAAAAAAAAUGCUUAUCACUUUUUCUGUAUAACAAGAUAUUUUAUUAAAACAGUAAUUUAAAGACAGACUCUUUAGUUAAGAAUGUUAAUAACGACCAACUACAUACUGACAAUUUGUGAAUGCAAAAGUUUUUCAUGAUAAACUUAGUUUGUUUGGUUAGCUGUAAACUAAAACAAUGUGGAUAGAAUAGCAUAUUUAAAAUUUUACUUUUAGCAAUUUUAUUUACAUGGUGCUCAGUAUUGGAAUAUUUUUUGAUAAAAUCUAUCAGUCUGGUUAGUCUUAAGUUCUAAAUUUUAAGUUAAAAUUUUCUGCUGCAUUUUCAAAUUAAUGAAUUAUCAGUUGCUCUUUUUCUGUUUACUUCAGUAUUUUUUAAAAAUGUAGUGUCAAC